Molecule: messenger RNA, 405 nt
Organism: Cylindrotheca closterium
Lineage: Eukaryota; Bacillariophyta; Bacillariophyceae; Bacillariales; Bacillariaceae
Source: the annotation of a GenBank genome assembly
AUGAAUCUCUCCGACGACUUUGUUUCUGCCGAUUACUUGUCGCGCAGGACCGAAUGCCAAGCAUGGUAUCUUGCCCACAAGUUCGCCUUUGAUCACAACGAAGGUAAAGGACUUGACACCUUUGCAAAACUCUAUGACGUCCAAAGUAUCAAGGCAAAGAAGGCUUUUGAUGAUGAUCUGAAGACCUCCCGCGCUCGGGUCAGUGCAGUCGAGUUGGAAUCCGUUCCACCUGCUACCAAAUACUUCGAACUAUUCAAGACGACCUUUGAGAGCCUCAAGGAGAGAGCUGUGCGUUUGGUUGGCCAGAACACACCGGUGACCGCCCACCCGCUGGAACGUCACCUGCUUCCGUGUCGACUACCCAGCAUUUUGACAUGCAGCCUCUUGCAGCCCUCUUCGGUGUGA